AGAGACGCGGAGAUCUCCAGACACGAGAGGAGGCUGUAGGAAGAGGAGAAAAGCGAUGCUACGACAAGCACACAGCUGAAAGGGAGAAAGACACCAGAAGAGGAGACACCUGGCGAGACGCUCCGAAAGAAAAGGGAAGCGAAACAGAGGUCUUUCGCGGACACGGUCCUUUCAGCCAGCCGUGGGGAAGCGUCCUCUUCAAGAUCGGUCCAAUGAACAUGUCAGUGUUGACUUUGCAGGAAUACGAAUUUGAGAAGCAGUUCAACGAGAAUGAAGCGAUUCAAUGGAUGCAAGAAAACUGGAAAAAAUCUUUCCUGUUUUCUGCUCUAUAUGCUGCCUUUAUAUUCGGUGGUCGGCAUCUAAUGAACAAAAGAGCAAAAUUUGAACUAAGGAAACCAUUAGUGCUGUGGUCUUUGAGUCUCGCAGUCUUCAGUAUAUUUGGUGCUGUUCGAACGGGUGCUUAUAUGGUGUAUAUAUUGAUGACCAAAGGAGUGAAGCAAUCAGUUUGUGACCAGAGUUUUUACAAUGGACCAGUCAGCAAAUUCUGGGCAUAUGCAUUUGUGCUAAGUAAAGCACCAGAAUUAGGAGACACAAUAUUUAUUAUUCUUAGGAAACAGAAGCUUAUCUUCCUCCAUUGGUAUCACCACAUUACGGUACUGCUUUAUUCUUGGUACUCUUACAAGGACAUGGUGGCUGGUGGUGGCUGGUUUAUGACCAUGAACUAUGGAGUACAUGCAGUCAUGUACACGUAUUAUGCCUUGCGGGCUGCAGGCUUCAGAGUAUCACGUAAAUUUGCCAUGUUUAUCACCUUGUCGCAGAUUACACAGAUGUUUGUGGGCUGCAUAAUCAACUACCUGGUCUUUGCCUGGAUGCAACAAGGCCAGUGCCACUCACAUGUUCACAACGUCGUUUGGUGUUCACUCAUGUACCUCAGCUACUUUGUGCUCUUCUGUCAUUUCUUCUUUGAGGCAUACAUUGGCAAAACAAGGAAAGCGAGGAAGGCUGAGUAAAGCUAGGAACCCUACUAAGCCACUGCUCAGGUCAUCGACCAAACAAGAAACACAAAGCAAAACAAAAUGGCACAACAAAAACCAUUUAUAUGUGGUGCAAAUAAAACUCAGCAGCUGUGGACAGAUAGGUUUGUUCAAACCAAUAAAUUUAUGAUCCUGCCAUGGUAAGGAUUCACGGAAUGAUCUUGCAUCUUAGCAGGCUGCUGUAAGACAUCUUCUUUCUUGCAUCUUGUAAAGCAAACAUGCAUUUAGGAUAAAAAAGGAAAAGAAGAUCAGAAUUUUGCAAAACAAAAUAUUAAAAUAUAUGGUUGCCCUGA
Molecule: messenger RNA, 1327 nt
Organism: Candoia aspera
Lineage: Eukaryota; Metazoa; Chordata; Lepidosauria; Squamata; Candoiidae
Gene: ELOVL6
Product: ELOVL fatty acid elongase 6
Exons: 4
Coding region: 213-1010 (265 amino acids)
Biological process (GO): very long-chain fatty acid biosynthetic process; fatty acid elongation, monounsaturated fatty acid; sphingolipid biosynthetic process
Cellular component (GO): endoplasmic reticulum; endoplasmic reticulum membrane
Molecular function (GO): fatty acid elongase activity
Source: RefSeq, a predicted model, not a curated record